Messenger RNA from Adineta ricciae, 447 nucleotides. The record is from the annotation of a GenBank genome assembly. NCBI's taxonomy places the organism in Eukaryota, Metazoa, Rotifera, Eurotatoria, Adinetida, Adinetidae.
AUGGCAGCCGUAGGAUGUGGAUACGAACAUGAGAUUGAUGGAGAACGCUUUCCUGCUGAAGCACAUUUUGUUUUCAAAAAUCGACAAAAUAAUCAAUUAGCUGUAUUUGCAUUUCAUUUCGUUAUUGCUGAUCAAUGGGAUGAAGAAAAUACAGAAUGGGAAAAGUAUGCAGAUGCAGCAAGUGAACUCGUCAAUGUCAACGACACGAUGAAUUGUUCAUUUAAUCUGAGUCGAUUGAUGAAAGCUAAUGAAAGAGAAUAUUUUCGAUAUAUGGGUAGUUUGACAACACCGCCUUGUAGUGAAAAUGUCAUCUGGACAGUUUUUAUCGAUAAAAUUCCGAUUGUGGAAGAGAGUUUAAACGAACUUCGUCAGAAUCUAAUGAAAAAGGUCUAUCGACCAGUUCAGCCGAUAAACGAUCGUACGGUUUACAGAAAUUAUGUCAACUGA